Messenger RNA from Nannochloropsis gaditana CCMP526, 777 nucleotides. RefSeq lists its product as uncharacterized. The record is from RefSeq and is a predicted model, not a curated record. The coding region runs from base 42 to 644 and encodes 200 amino acids. The transcript has 3 exons.
CAGGGUGUCCGACAAGGCGAGUAUUCACCAGAAAACCGACAAUGUGGCCUUUCUCUGUCAACAGCAAAUUGUGCGGAGUCACCCGUCGGUGCCUCAUCAUUGGUAUCGCUUCCGUGCUAUUGCCUGUCAUUGUAAUCGCAUCUCUAGUAGGCGUCUACUAUCCUAAGGCCCCAGAGAUCCGAGCAACAACAACUGAGAUUAAUUCUCUCAAGAUAAAUGGCAUGGAAUCCGUCUCAGUAGAUGCCGACGUUGAUCUCGAAAUUGUGAACAAAAAUAAAAAUUAUCCGAUUGCCUUUGAUCCUGUUGAAUUAGAUUUCUAUUUUCCAUCGAGUCCUGAAUCUCGGGUGGGUACAGGAGUGCUGGAGGGUGGCGUGAUCCCUGGAGGCGAGACGACCACGCGUAAGCUGCAUGCAGUCUUCGAUGCGCCCUGGAGUAUGCUUGGGGCCAGUUUUCUUCGUAACAUGAAUCAAGGGGCCACCACUUUGUUGGUAAAGGGGCAUGUAUUAGGAUUCUCCACAAUUCUGAAAAGCGAUUUCCGUUUGUCAUCCGAGCUAGAAUGUAUCCUCAGCUACACAUGGGACGAUCAAAAAACACACAAGGACUGUCAUAGCACAAAAAAAGUCAGUCUUGCUAGGUCAAAAUAAACUGAGACCGUUGAUACUACCUGAACCAUCAAGAAGUCGACAUGAUGUAUAUCUCUUCUUCCGGUCAGCCGCCAGAAAAAAGAUUUCAACAUUAAGCCAAAAAUGUACAAAAGAACACAUCGGUAUGAUUUUA